This is a messenger RNA of Podospora anserina S mat+, 567 nucleotides long. RefSeq lists its product as uncharacterized. The coding region runs from base 1 to 567 and encodes 188 amino acids. The transcript has a single exon. The record is from RefSeq and is a predicted model, not a curated record. NCBI's taxonomy places the organism in Eukaryota, Fungi, Ascomycota, Sordariomycetes, Sordariales, Podosporaceae.
AUGCGCUUCUCAACAGCAACCGCGGCCCUCGCGGCCCUCGGCCCCCUCUCCGCCGCCGCCGCCGAGUCCCCCUUUGAGCAAUACAAAGCCAAAUUCCAAAACUUCCUCUCCAGCUUCUCCGGCAGCGCGGGCAUCCCCGAAGCGGCCGACAACGUCCAAGUACCCAUCCCCAAGCCCAAGAGCAAGACGGUAGAACCCAAGAAGAUCGACACCUUGACUCUGGCCAACUGGAAGGACACGCUUUACGCCCCCGUCCACGCCGAGGCUACCACCCCCGAGGAGUUGCUGGUGCUCAUCACGGGCGGGAACAAUACUUGCUUCUCGGAUAAUGCCGCCCCUUUUCCACUCUCUCGUCCCUCAAACUCACAAUCAACUGACCCCUAUGAAAUUUCCAGGCCGCUGCGACAAACUCGACACGGCCUUUUCCCAAUCGGCACUCAAACUCGCCUCUACUCAAACCAACCCCCGAUAAUUCUCCACUUUGCCAGUGUGAAACUGCGCACGACGAGUCGCGUGAUUCGCGUCAUGGCAUACUUCGUGUGGCUCUGGCACUGCUCACGGGCGUGA